This is a messenger RNA of Phyllostomus discolor (pale spear-nosed bat), 5132 nucleotides long. It is a transcript of the gene GTF2F2, whose product is annotated as general transcription factor IIF subunit 2. The record is from RefSeq and is a predicted model, not a curated record. Lineage: Eukaryota; Metazoa; Chordata; Mammalia; Chiroptera; Phyllostomidae. Gene Ontology annotation, cellular component: transcription factor TFIIF complex. The coding region runs from base 52 to 801 and encodes 249 amino acids. The transcript has 8 exons. Gene Ontology annotation, biological process: transcription initiation at RNA polymerase II promoter; transcription by RNA polymerase II.
CUUCCUUCUCUGCUUCACACCGCGGCUUGUAUUUUGCUUAGCGACAGACCCAUGGCUGAGCGUGGGGAACUUGACCUGACCGGCGCCAAACAGAACACCGGAGUGUGGCUGGUCAAGGUUCCUAAAUAUUUGUCACAGCAAUGGGCUAAAGCCCCUGGAAGAGGUGAAGUUGGGAAACUACGGAUUGCAAAGAAUCAAGGAAGGACCGAGGUGUCGUUUACUUUAAAUGAGGAUCUUGCAAAUAUUCAUGAUAUUGGCGGAAAACCAGCUUCAGUCAGUGCCCCUAGAGAACAUCCUUUUGUCUUGCAAAGUGUCGGAGGACAAACAUUAACAGUAUUUACUGAGAGCUCAUCAGAUAAGCUUUCAUUGGAAGGAAUAGUGGUACAAAGAGCAGAAUGCCGUCCGGCUGCAAGUGAAAACUACAUGAGGUUAAAAAGAUUGCAAAUAGAAGAAUCUUCUAAACCUGUAAGGCUAUCACAACAACUGGACAAACUUGUGACAACCAAUUACAGACCUGUUGCCAAUCAUCAAUACAAUAUUGAAUAUGAAAGGAAAAAGAAAGAAGAUGGAAAACGAGCUCGAGCUGAUAAGCAGUAUGUUUUAGACAUGCUAUUUUCGGCUUUUGAGAAACAUCAGUAUUAUAACCUUAAGGACUUGGUGGACAUCACAAAACAGCCUGUGGGCUACCUGAAGGAAAUCUUAAAAGAAAUUGGUAUUCAAAAUGUAAAAGGGAUCCACAAAAACACAUGGGAGCUGAAACCAGAAUACAGACACUAUCAAGGAGAAGAAAAGAGUGAUUAAGAAGACUCUAAGCCAGCAUGCUAACAGAACUCAAGGGUGAUGUGUUAAACAUACUGCAUUGAUACUUGAGCACUUGAGCACCAUCUGUUACAGGGGUAAAAUGACUGAUACUAUAAUUUCUCUAGGUAAAUUUUUUAAGCAAUAACUCUUGAAAAGUUACUUGUUUUUUGAAGAGAAAUAACAAAUUUAUUUAUAGACUUAACUUGUAUUAAAUCAGAUUAUUCAUGUGGGGAUAAGAUGUUAUGUAAUUAAAGCAAAUCAAGGAAAUAACUAUCCAUUGAGAUAAAUAUUUUUCUGAAUUAUUUGAUUUUUUUAAACAUCAGAACACCAGAAUUCUGAGGUUGAGUGCCACUGCACUAAGAAAAUUUUUAUCCUUGCAUUCUCACUGUAAAAUAAAUCUGGAUUAAGGAAUAUGGUCCCUGUUUUCCUGCCCUGCCUCCAGUUGUCUUACCCUACUUUGUUCUGAUGUGGGAAGCAAAUCAUUUCCCAGUUGCCUUCUAAUUCUUAAUUAUUUGAGACUUGGUGUCAGGAAGCAAGCGGAUAAUGGUAUGAUAAAUCAAGGACUGAGGAUCCUUGAUGCCUGUCGUGUGCUUGGUUUGUAGCAUAGGACUUUCCCAGAACCUUGUCUUGUUUGGAACUGCCCUGAAACACACCUGUCUUCUACCCCUGCCUUUUGUUUUUGUGGUGACAGUGCCUGCUAGGGGGAACUUGGUGACUGCUGAUAGCAUUUCCAGAUCAGAGUUGUGUGUCAUUUGAAGUCAUGCUUUGAUAUUUCUGCAGACCUAUUUUUUUUUCCAGCUUAUUUUAGUUACCUUUAGCUCAUCAUACCUGACAGUAUCUGCUUGAGUCUUUUAAACACUUAAUUUGAGUCUCUUAAACACUUGUUACCUUUCAAUAGGAUAGCUAAUUUGUGUGGUAGACUGGUGUCAUUCCUGAUUAGUUUUUUGGAAUUGCUUUCUUAAUCAUUACUAAAAUAUUGGCCAUGGAAGAGACGCCCUUUUACCUGGGUUUCCAUAUUUUUUCUUUUCAUAAGGAUUUUUUAAUUUUUAUUUUUAGAAAAGCGGGAAGGCAGGGAGAAGGGGAGAGAAACGUUGAUGUGCAAGAGAUACAUCAAUUAGUCACCUCUCACACACCUUCUACUGGGGACCUGGCCUGCAGUCCAGGAAUGUGCCCUGACUCAGAAUCGAACCAGUAACCUAGUGGUUCACAGGCCAGGACUCAAUCCACUGAGUCACACCAACCAGGGCUGGGUUUCCAUAUUCUUUUAUUUCAGGACUCUCUUACUCAGAUAACAUGCUUUUGACAGCAGAAAUGAAGAAGUAAAAAUCCUAAACCCUAAACCACUGUGAGAUUGAGAGGAAGGCUGAUACACAGAAAGGCCUUAUAUAAUAGAUGAGAUUGUUAAAACUCAGCCAGUACAGGAAUUUAGGGUAUGUUUUAACUGUCAAAAUGUAAUAAGAUAUGUUUUCUGGGCAUUGGAAAGAUUUUAAAUUACUUGUUGCCACAGUAACUUCUAAAGUGAUACAUCUUAAAAAAGAGAACAGAAUUUUCUCUGUUGUAUUAUAAGUAGCUCUUGUGGGUUUCAGCAGUAUUGCAGUUCUUAUGGGUCUAUGAACAAAUUUUCUUUGAAGCAUAUUUUGAUCAAUGUUGGUAUACAUCAGUGAAAUAAGAGUAAACACUUUUCAGGUCCUUACGCGCUGGACAGUGUGUUAAAUGCUCUAAAAUAUCUCAUCGAAUCCUCAGAAAUAGUGCUGAGAAAUAAUGUCCAUUUUAUAGAACCAUUUCCUGCCCACCAUACAUACCCUCAUGAAUACUGCUCCCUCUUUGGAGGAAUACCACCCUUAGGGCAAAGUGAGUAAAAGAGUGUACUUACUUUCUAAAAACUUGCCCUCCCCCUAUGCCCCCAAUCAUACCUCCAGACCAGGAAGAUGGUGCCAAUUGCAGAGAGUUGUGAGGAGGAGAGUUUAUCUCUGGUAUCUGUGCCUGAAUUCAGACAUCUAAACAGCCCUUCUCACCUCCCCCCUUUAAAGUGAAGAUCCUUUUACUAAAAUUUGAAUUUCUGUUAUACUUCAAGUACCUGGGGUAGGGUAUGUGCUGUGUGACUUUAGAGUGGACUCUUUUAGACCUCCAUCAGAGUUAAGGAGCCCAGUGGAAUAUGACAGGCAGUGGGGCAUUGAGCUGAAGGGGAGCUGCCUUGGAUUAAGACUUCACGUGCUGCAGACACCCCUUUCAUAUCAAUACAUUAGCCAUCUUCCCUGUCAUUUUUGUAAGAGUCCAGGAGAUGAUAAGCUGCUUCUCUUUUUGAUUGAGUUUUCUUUCUGACAUAUGUCCAGAGCAGGUUCCUGAGUAUAGUUUCAUUUGCAUGAAGUGUAAGAGGUAUCAGAGAUCACUUUUGAACCUGACUUUUCACAUACUCACAUUACUUUGAGCAGGUACCACUGUCCAUAACACAAUUAUAUGAUGUAACUUCUGACAGAUGAGCAGUGUGAGCCUUUAAUAGUUUAAGAAAAUUAACAGUUUUUUUAAAGAUUUUAUUUAUUUAUUUUUAGACAGAGGUGAAGGGAAGGAGAAAGAGAGGGAGAGAAACAUCAAUGUGUGUUUGCCUCUCAUGUGCCCCCUACUGGAGACCUGGCUCAAAGGCCUCACUCAGUCCACCGAGCUACACCAGCCAGGACGAAAAUUAACAAUUUUUAUCUGAUUUUGUUAGAAAUCAUCUAAAUAAAGGACUUUUUAGAUGGUUUAGCUUACAGUUUAAAGUAGAUUCUUAGAAGUCAUUUAGGCUUAAAUUUUAGGUUUUUAAAUAAUUAUUUUCUUAAAGUGUACCAUAUUUUUAAAUGUGGAAAUUUGUAUUUGUAAGGUCUUAAGAAGAUAGUUUAGUUUUGUUUUUUAUUAUUUAGUGGAAAUGUAAGUACACCAGAAGAACAUGUUUUGGUGUACUAAAAAUUUUAAUCUGGUAUGUUCAUGGAACACAGUGGCUGUUUAUUUGGCAAGUAUUUAUUAACCAUGAAUAUAUUCCAGGCACUGUGGGAUAUGAACGCAUAAUAGUCUAGUGGGAAAUAGAGUGUAGAAAGGUAACAAUGCCGUGAGGGUCCUGAAGUGUGAACUAAGCAUUACACUCAGUCAAAAUAUUCCAGUUAAUUCAUCGUUGCCAUUUAGACUCUACAUGGAUUUCCAAUUUUUAAAGCAUUUGAAUGCAGUAAUAUAUACUUAAUUUUAAAACGUCCUCUAAUAUAAUUUAACCAUUGAUAAUUUAUAAGACACAAAAGGACUUACACAAUGCCUAAGAAUCAUGAUUAUGAAUACAUACAAUGUAUGCCUAUAAUGCAUCAAUUUCAUUAAUAGAAAACUGAAUUAAAGACUUUACUGGGCUAGUCCUCAUGACAUUUAAGCCUUACUUCUGAUUGCCACUCUAGUUUCUCUCCUUGAACAAAAAGCCUGUGAACCACUUUGGCCAUUCAUUCAUUCAGUGAAAAAUCCAUGGAAAUGCCCACUGUAUGCCAAGCAACAGGGUUAAAGGUGAUGGGUGUUUGUGGUAAUGUGCCUUAUAUGCUACCAGUUCUUUUCCUACUUGACUAAGUCAGCAAGAAGAAUAAUAGCUUUUGUUUAUUAGGCCUUUAUUAUGUGCAGUCACUGUGCUAAGCAUUGCACUCACAACUCAUUUAAUCCUCACAGCAACCUUACAACAUAGGUUCUCUUCUUACCCUUGUUUUAUAGAUGUUCAGGUACUAAGAGGUUAAAGAACCAUAGUCAUACAGUAGUCAGGGUCAGAGCUGAUUCAGAUCCUAGAACAUCACUCUGGAAUGCAGGGUCUUAGUCACCCUUAUGUAUGUAAAAAUCAUGGGUGCUACUUGCUGAUUGCCCACAGCUGUGAUUUAUUUGCCCAGAGUCUUUCAUCUUUGGGUUUUGUUUUAAUAAUUACUAAGAUAUAAUUUACAUAUCUCUGUCACAUUUGACUUCUCCUCACUAAUGGGGAACAGAAUCUCAAGAGUUAUCAUUCCUGAAUCAAAAAAGAGAGUGGACUGUGAAUUCUAUCUGAGUUUUGACUUUAGAGAUUUGGUUUCCAGUUCUUGUUCAGGUUCUAGAGUCUCUUACUAGUGGAAUGAUAUUCCUUUUUUUUUCCUGCUCUAGAUUCAGAUGAGCUAUUUCCCAGAAAUGAUUGCAGAUGGUCAAUAGACUUGAUUUACUUAGAUCCUAGACCACCCAAUGAAAGUCAGUCCCACACUCAUGAGAGAGUUGUUGACUUGGCUAACCACAGGGGAAGAUCUGUGUUAUGGCUUAGUGAGCACAUAGGACGUCUAUUAGCUUGAGACUGCCAAGUAUGAGAAUAAGAG